AUGGCCUCCUCCAACCAGCCAGGGUCCCCCAAGGCGACGCCUACCGACGUGGCGCCUCCCACUGCCGCGCCUGAACAUGCGGCGCCUGCCACCGCAGAGCCCGCGAACGCCGCGCCUCCUAAUGCUGCGCCUUCAGCUGCAUCUGCCGCUGCUCCAAGUACCUACACGCCUUACCCUCUUUAUGCGCAUUUUGAGUUUCUUGAGCGUACGUCCUACACGGGCCAUUCCAUAAGUAGGAUCGUUUAUCCUCCUCAUCUCCCAAGUGCCUUCCGCCUCGUGUUUUGA
Linum trigynum is the source of this 285-nucleotide messenger RNA. NCBI's taxonomy places the organism in Eukaryota, Viridiplantae, Streptophyta, Magnoliopsida, Malpighiales, Linaceae. The record is from the annotation of a GenBank genome assembly.